Molecule: messenger RNA, 783 nt
Organism: Spea bombifrons (plains spadefoot toad)
Lineage: Eukaryota; Metazoa; Chordata; Amphibia; Anura; Pelobatidae
Product: nicotinamide N-methyltransferase-like
Exons: 3
Coding region: 1-783 (260 amino acids)
Cellular component (GO): cytosol
Molecular function (GO): N-methyltransferase activity
Source: RefSeq, a predicted model, not a curated record
AUGGAUUCAACCCCUCUUAAGCAUUAUCACCUCCAUCCGUGUGACCCGAAACAUUUUUUUGAUACGUACUUUUCUCCUAAAACUGAUGAACUACUUCUAGAAGAAGCUGUCAUAAACCCAAUGAGCUAUCUUCAUAAGGAGCUUGUCUCAGGUCAUAUCAAAGGGGAAAUGUUGGUAGAUAUCAGUAUUGGUCCAGCUAUGUAUCAGCUCAUCACAGUUUGUGAGUUCUUCAAAGAAAUUACUCUAUUAGAGUUAAACGACCUUUGUAUUUCGGAAAUGGAAAAAUGGAUAAACAACCAUGAAGAGGCUUUUGAUUGGUCUCAUGCCUCGACAUAUAUGAUGGAUCCGGAAGGAAGAAGUGUUGGGUGGAAGGAAAAAGAAGAAUUAUUAAGAGGAAAAAUUAAACGCAUUCUGAAGUGUGAUUUUAGUAAGGACAACCCCACCGACCCAAUAGUGCUACCGAAAGCAGACUGUCUCAUUUGUAUGUGGAUCCUGGAUGUCAUAAGCAUAGAUAAAGAUGCUUAUAUCAGCAAUCUUAGAAAAAUCUCCUCUUUACUAAAACCAGGCGGCCGUCUGGUAUUGGUUACAGAUAUCAAUGUUAAACAUUUCAUGAUUGGGGAGCACAAAUAUAAUAUCUUAACAUUCGAUGAAGAAUUUCUGAAAUCUGCUAUAAAAAAUGAGGGAUAUAUUAUUGAAACAUAUGAAACCCAAACUAGGAAAGCUUCUUAUGAUGUCAUAGAUCAUGAAAAAGUUGCCUUUAUCACAGCACUUAAACAGAAGUAA